ACACGCACUGUAUUAUUUUCAGUUAACGAAACCGUCGGAACCCUUGCAAAAGCUCUCAAAAUAUUCGAGAUCGAGAAUAUCAAUCUUACGCACAUUGAAUCCCGGCCAUCCAAAAAGCAAGCAGGAUACUACGAUUUUUAUGUGGAUUGCGAGUGCAGUAAUACUGAAACCUUACAACGUGUUACGUCCAGACUGCAAGAUUAUGCAGUAAAUGUGGGCGUUCUGUCAACUCAGCCUCUAAAAGAUGAUAUUGUGCCAUGGUUUCCGAGAAAAAUAUCUGACCUUGAUAAGUUUGCAAAUCGUAUACUAUCCUACGGUGCGGAAUUAAAUGCAGAUCAUCCGGGAUUUAAGGAUGCGAUUUAUCGUGCACGACGAAAGGAAUUCGCUGAUAUUGCUUUCAAUUAUAAACAUGGUCAACCAAUCCCUCGAAUCAAAUAUACUGAAGAGGAGAUAAAAACUUGGAAUACCAUUUUUAGUAAGCUAACUACCCUUUAUCCCACCCAUGCUUGUGCUGAGCAUUGCCAUGUUUUCCCCUUGCUAAUGGAUAAUUGUGGUUAUCGGGAAGAUAAUAUUCCGCAGCUGGAAGACAUAUCUAAAUUUCUUAAAGAUUGUACCGGAUUUCAAGUUAGACCAGUCGCUGGUCUCCUUUCUGCACGGGAUUUCCUUGCCGGAUUAGCGUUUCGGGUUUUCCAUUGUACUCAGUAUAUUAGACAUCCAACAAUGCCGUUAUAUACGCCGGAGCCAGAUCUGUGUCAUGAAGUCUUAGGCCAUGUCCCCCUAUUUGCAGAUGGGAACUUCGCUCAAUUUUCACAAGAGAUAGGCCUUGCUUCUCUCGGUGCACCGGAUGAGUUUAUAGACAAGCUCUCUACGCUCUACUGGUUCACUGUUGAAUUUGGACUCUGCCGUCAAAAUGGAGAAAUUAAAGCGUAUGGUGCUGGUCUCCUAUCAUCGUUUGGUGAACUGGAAUACUGCCUCAGUGAGAAACCGAAAAUCCUACCGUUCGAUCCAGACAAGGUAUGUUCAACAACAUACCCGAUAACAUGCUAUCAACCGACAUAUUUUCUGGCCGAGAGCUUUGAAGACGCCAAAAAGAAGUUAAUUGCCUUUGCCAGGAAGAUACCAAGAAUCUUCAAUGUGCGUUAUGAUCCUUAUACCCAAUCGAUUGAAGUAAUCGAUAGCAAAGAACAAAUAUUGCACCUUAUUAAUGAUGUCCAAGAGGAAAUGGAUAUCUUAUUCACAUCAUUAAGACAACUAUCUGUAUCCAGUAAUUAA
Trichoplax adhaerens is the source of this 1272-nucleotide messenger RNA. RefSeq lists its product as uncharacterized. Gene Ontology annotation, molecular function: phenylalanine 4-monooxygenase activity; iron ion binding. NCBI's taxonomy places the organism in Eukaryota, Metazoa, Placozoa, Uniplacotomia, Trichoplacea, Trichoplacidae. The record is from RefSeq and is a predicted model, not a curated record. Gene Ontology annotation, biological process: L-phenylalanine catabolic process. The annotation marks the transcript as partial. The transcript is spliced from 12 exons.